Messenger RNA from Hemibagrus wyckioides, 6942 nucleotides. It is a transcript of the gene kdm4b, whose product is annotated as lysine (K)-specific demethylase 4B. Gene Ontology annotation, molecular function: histone H3K9 demethylase activity. Gene Ontology annotation, cellular component: nucleus. The record is from RefSeq and is a predicted model, not a curated record. Gene Ontology annotation, biological process: chromatin remodeling. Bases 154 to 3456 code for a protein of 1100 amino acids. The transcript is spliced from 22 exons. Lineage: Eukaryota; Metazoa; Chordata; Actinopteri; Siluriformes; Bagridae.
GGAAGCGCGGACAUUCCGCAGCAAGGAGAGAGGCCCAGUUCUAGCGAUGGAGCAUUAAUCGAGCGUUUAGCUGGACGGAAAACGGGAUAAAGCCAAACAAACGAUAAUUGGAUAAAGGAGAAUAAAGACAAAAGCAGGAGCUUACCUGCGAGCAUGUCUGUGGAAACCGCCCCAGAUGAAGCCAUGAACUCCAGUCCAGCUCCGACUGUGGAGACCCCUGUGGCUCCUUCACCAGCCUCGGACUCUCAAACCCCAAACUUGGAGUACUUGGAGCCCAAUUUGCAGCAGUUAGAUGAACCUGAACCAACUCCUGCACCACCGCCAGGUGGAGUUUCAGGCUUCAAGAUCAUGACUUUUAGGCCCACCAUGGAGGAGUUUCAGGACUUCGCAAAGUACAUUGUGUAUAUGGAAACCCAAGGAGCUCAUCGUGCAGGCUUAGCUAAGGUCAUUCCUCCUAAAGAGUGGAAGCCUAGACGCUCCUACGAUACCAUAGAAGACAUGGUCAUUCCUGCUCCCAUCAUGCAGGUGGUCACGGGUCAGUCGGGACUUUUCACUCAGUAUAACAUCCAGAAGAAGUGCAUGACUGUGGGAGAAUACCGCAAACUGGCCAACAGCAAAAAGUACUGCACUCCUCAACAUAAAGACUUUGAUGAUCUGGAGAGAAAGUACUGGAAGAAUCUGACGUUUGUGUCACCGAUCUAUGGUGCAGAUAUCAGCGGCUCACUAUAUGAUCCUGAUAUAUCGGAGUGGAACAUUGGCCACUUAAACACGCUGCUGGACAUGGUGGAGCAGGAGUGUGGGAUCGUGAUCGAGGGCGUUAACACCCCCUACCUCUACUUUGGCAUGUGGAAGACCACGUUUGCCUGGCACACGGAGGACAUGGACCUCUACAGCAUCAACUACCUGCACUUUGGCCAGCCCAAGUCCUGGUACGCCAUUCCUCCUGAACACGGCAAGAGGCUAGAAAGGCUGGCAAAAGGUUUUUUCCCCGGCAGCUCUCAGGGAUGUGAUGCAUUUCUUCGUCACAAGAUGACCCUUAUCUCUCCCUCCAUCCUGAAGAAGUACAGCAUCCCUUUUGAUCGAAUCACACAGGAAUCGGGUGAGUUCAUGAUCACGUUCCCAUACGGCUACCAUGCAGGGUUCAACCAUGGCUUCAACUGUGCCGAGUCCACCAACUUCGCUACGCUGCGCUGGAUCGACUAUGGAAAAAUGGCCACACAGUGCACGUGUAGGAAGGACAUGGUGAAGAUCUCCAUGGACGUGUUUGUGCGCUGCUUGCAGCCAGAGCGCUAUGAACUAUGGAAGAAGGGCAAGGACACAACCAUCCUGGACCACCAGAAGGCCACCACGCUGACCAGCCCUGAGCUGGAGCACUGGAGGAAGAACAGGGUGACCUUUAGGGAGAAACAGCUCCGCAGAGCUCAGCAGAAAAUAAAGCAGCUACGUCGACUAAAACCCGAGGAGCUGAAGUUGCUGUCUGAUGAGGGAAUCGAGCUGGACAUGGCUGAUUAUCAGAAGCGGUUAGAGGAGAAGGAGGCCCAGAGGAAACAGCAGAAGGAGGAGAAGAUGACCAGAGAGGCCAUGCUCACACUGGAGGCACUGGAAAGAGAGGAACAGGAGGCAGCACUCCGAGAAGAAGCUUCCCAGCAGCCUGAAGCUGAAAAUGAGGAGCAGGCAGACAAGCAAGAGCAAAAGAAAAAGAAGAAGAAGAAAAAGGUAAAACCACCUGAGGAGGGCAGCUUCAUGCAUUACGAGGCUCAGAGUAACGGAGGCACAGCCAUCGGCAGCUCGGAUCCCAGCUUACAGACCAACUCGUACCCAAAAAUGAAGAUGAAGGUGGAGGUGAAGAAGAGUCGGAGGCAUCCGUUCAGCAAACCACCCAUGCGAACACCUACGUUCAUUGUCAAACAGGAAGCUUCCAGUGACGAGGAAAUGUACUCAGGGCUGUCAGUAGGAAGUUCAGUGGAACAGGAAGUGAAGAAGCCAGAUCAGUGUCACUUAUGGCAAACCCUUUCCCCUGACUUCGUGGCAGAGAAGCAGUUUAAUGCUGGCAUGGCGACUCUGGAGCCACACUGUGCUGUCUGUACCAUGUUCUGCCCGUACACACAGCCCCAUAAGGACAUCUCUCCUGGCUCCGAUGUUUCUGUGUCUCGGUGUGGUGAACAAACUCGGCCUCUUGUGCCUGAGAUGUGUUUCAGUGCUGGCAUGGCGAAUACAGAGCUGCUUCCCUCCAGUGCUGAGACAAGCACACUGCUCUCCUGCUCCUGCUGCAACCUGCAGGUCCAUGCCAGUUGCUAUGGCGUUAAGCCCGACACUCCACAAGAAAACUGGAUGUGUUCUCGCUGUUGUGCAGUGGCCUGGACAGCAGCCUGCUGUUUAUGUAAUCUACGAGGAGGCGCUCUAAAGAUGACCACAGACAACAGGUGGGUGCACGUGAUUUGUGCCAUCGCAGUGGCCGAGGCUCGCUUUGUUAACGCUGUUGAGAGAGGCCCAGUCGACGUGUCCGCCAUACCUGACACCAGGAAAAGUCUUAAAUGUGUAUUCUGUCAUAAGACCACGAAGCAGAUCUGUGGGGCUUGUAUUCAGUGUUCGUAUGAGAACUGCUCCACCUCCUUCCACGUAACCUGUGCGCACCUGGCUGGCGUGGUGAUGAAGCCCGCUGACUGGCCGUACGUCGUGUCCGUCACCUGUCACAAGCACAAACAGAGCAACGUGAAGCAGGUGAAGGUGACCUCGCGUGACCUCUCUGUGGGGCAGCAGGCCAUCGGCAGGAGCAGCGAUGGCUGGUUUUAUCGCUGCACCAUCAUCGGCAUCGGCUCACAGACCUACUACGAGGUCAACUUCGAUGAUGGCUCCUACUGCGACAACAUCUAUCCCGAGAACGUGCUGAGUCAUGACUGUUUGCGUAACGGCCCUCCUGAACUUGGUGAGCUGAUGGUCAUAAACACGAUAGACGGACGCGUUCUUAAUGCCUCCUUCGUCAAAGAACAUGUGCACAAAUUUUACCAGGUUGAGUUUCAGGAUGAGACCCAGCUGUUGUUGAAGCAGAGUGAGAUUCACUCCCUCCAUCAAGAGCUGCCUAAGAGAGUGCUGUCUCGUCUGGCGACUGCAAGCACUGAUGACUCUCAGGACAAAGUGGGCGACGAGCCUCAGGCUGCAAAGCGCCCGCGCUUGCCCGUUCCUCCCUCUGCAGCAGCUAUGGAGUCCCUUGAUACCCCUCUUAUGGUCGAGGGGUGCCCCGGUGUCACUCCUUACUCAGGCUUCAGUGUUACCCCCAGCACCAGUGCAAACCCCUGCCUCUCCACCCAGUCAGCACCCAGUUCCACCCCGGUGCCCGCCUCUUCCGCAGACGAGAGCUACACACACAGCUCGAGCUACAUCGCCUACAUGGAGUCUCUGCUCAACUCGGACUUCCCUCCAGAGGACAGCCACCAGGCACAGGGGGCCAUGUAUUAGCGCUACCACACACCCUGUAGAGAACCUACUGCAUGUUUCUGUUUACUCUCUUGCUGUUCUGUUCUCUUUUUUUUUCUUUUUUUUUUUCCUUUUUCUUUUAUUUUUUUCCUUAAAACCCUGACCACUGCAUAUGGUCAGGUAUAUAGGAAGUGUGUGUAUGCGCAUUCUGGGUGUCCUGUGCCACCGUCCCUCAUGCAUUAAAUCCUUUCUGAUCCCUUGUACAUUCUCUCGCUCAUGGAGAGAAAAAUGGACAUGUUUUUUGGACUGAUUAAUGUGCAACACACUUUAUACUGAAUCCUAACAAUCCAGUUUGAUGUAUUUUUCUAAGUUGAGCCACAACACACACACAUGCUCCUGAAUUGGACAGUGCAAAUGGACAGUCUGUUCUUGUAUAGAAUUUUUUUCUCCAUGUUUGGAGGGACGGGUGGUUGAGGGUGUCUGUGGGAUGGGGUAGGAAGGGGUGGGCUUUGGGGUGGAUGACAAAUCGGGGUUUAACUCAAGUAUUUAAACGUCUUUGACACAUAGAUUUAUUAUUUGUAUAAAGCAAAUACGGCGCCGUUAGAUGCUCCGCUCUUUUGCCUGAGAGUCGGUGUAGAGGUGAUGUGUUUAAGAAUUCUUGUUAACGCUUAUAAUCGAUACGUCAUGGUGUAUUUUCAGUGCCGGGUGUCUGGGCUUGUUUUGUAGCAGACUUCGUUAAAAAACAAAAAAACAAAAAAAGGUGUAGACUUGAUUAUGUAUGAGAUUUCCUGUUCACUCUGUCCACUUUUAUUACGAUCACUGUCUCUUUUGCUGUUGUUCACGUUUCUGGUAGAGACUCACCAAUCUCAUAUUUCGAUAUGAUUUUGAUUCUGAUAAGGACUUGACCAAAUUUUUACGUGCUAGCUUCAGACAACCUCAUUAUGCUAAAACCGAUGUCAAUUUUAAAGCACUGUUUUCUGACUAGCGCUUCCUAUCAUGUGAAAGCUACCAACCAGCGAAGGUGAAUCUUGACACGUGCUUAUUCUAUGACAAAAAUAACAGAAUAUCUGUUCAUGCUGCAGCCCAGGGCAGCUUAAUGACCCACUCUGAGGAAAGCGCAACCCGCCCUCUUCUGCAUACGUGAUCUUGUGUCACUGUGAUUGAGAGCACAGCCAAUUUCGUUGUCUUGGUCUCCAAGACACGGCAUCGCUGCGAUUCGUAUUCGUGAUCUCCCGGCAAUAAGGUGAACUUUUUCUGUUGCGCCCCUUGAGAUAGACUUCCAUUACUUAUGGGUUACAUCAGCUUGGUAGCACUGAACACAUUUGAUAUAUUUUUUUUUAACAUAGAAUCUGGAAUUAAAAGCCGUUAUGAAUACAGAGAUAAACGUCGGUGGGCAGUGUAGUAAAUUCAUGGACAAAUCUGACACCAUUCAGGCGUGACGGAUCAUCAGCGUGACGCUGAUCUCUAGGUCCAUUAGUACUUACCAUGUUGGUGAAAAGAAUAGCAGCACAGGUUACCUGUUUUUGUGUAAACUUGCGUAGAUGGAAAAACCCUGUAUACGAUUAGCGUUAAAGUUGUGAUCAGGCUUUCUCAAGGUGCUACAAAAAUCUGAGAGGCCUUUUAUCACACCCAUGUACACACACAUAUGCACGCACGCACACACAUGGUGUACAUACCAUAAGCCCUGUUCAUUAUAAAGUGAAACAUUAUAGACUCCUAUAGUGUCAUAUGCAUUAGGAAGGUCCUACUAUGUCCUAUAUCUUUUUAUACCUCUUUCUGUCUGUCUCUCACUCGGAUGGUGUGUUUGAGUUCCACUCACACACACAUAUACACACACACACACACACACACACACACUCCAUUAGAAGAUGGUGACAGACAGCCUGGCAAGCCAAAGAGUUUCUGACUAAGGCAGUGUUAUGUCGGAAUUUCCCUAACAAACUCUGAGCUGUUUGAGAGAGACUCUUUUCUCCGUUUUCUCUCCCGUUUUUCUCACUGCCUCUUGGGCUUGUUUAGACAAGAAGUCGGUCUAGUUCUAAAACCAGCACCAGGAAAUGUGUCUUAUGAGAUGACCAAUCAGGUGCUAGUGCUACAUCUAGUGAACUCGCUCUCACUGUUGCCCUCACUCUCAUCUAAAUCUGGCAGGAAAUUGCUGCUGGACCCAGUAACAGUGAUGUCAUUGAGUCUGUGUUGGGUUUAAGAGAUUAUUGUUAGGAGAAACAAAUCAGAAGCAUCUCAUUUUCUAUAACUAAUGAACUGAAGGGGAGCUACUUUAUUAAUGCUAAUCAAACUUUGAGCCAUAAAGCCAUGAAAAAAAAGCACUUAUCUGCCAUCUUGACCAGAUCUGUUUAUAAUGAUCUUUCUGUGCACCAUAAAUUACAUUAAUAAAGCCCUAGACAGGCAACAAAGUGGAGUAUGCACUACUGAGGGAACAUAGUCUGAGAAAUACACCAUAGACUUGUUUGCAUUGAGUUUUGACAGCCUUAAGUAUAAAGGACAUAAUAAAUGUACUAUUUUUUUCAGCUUCUACAUACAAUAAAUGAUAUUUCAUUCAUCAAAAUGUUCAAAUAUGGCUGUAUUCCAUUCUGAGCUGCACUUCAUCACAUCCAUGGAGGAUCUGAUAACUUCAGACACUAUGUGCACAAGUUAAAGAGUGACUCUUGUGGCUUUUGUAAAAUAUUAUUUAACAUGAAGAGUUACGUUUAAUUGAUCAACACAGCACUUAAAGGUAGCAUUCUGGAGAAAGGAAGCUCAGACAUGGAGCCCCAACAUGGCAGCCAAGAUAGAUAGAAUGAUGUCAUGAGCUGUCAGCUGUCUAGGGCUGUAAUAUGUAUAUUUAUGGUGUAGACACAGAAGGAUGGUCAAAUUAGUAAAAUGUGAAAGCUUAGUGGUUAAGGUGUUGGACUACUGAUCGAAAGGUUGUGAGUUCUGAACCCAGGUCCACCAAGCUGGGCCCUUGAACAAGGCCCUUAAGUCUCAGUUGCUCAGUUGUCUAAAAAUCUGAAAGCUUGUAAGUUGCCUAAUGCUAGAAAUGCUAAUUAAAUGUAAUUCAUCCAUUUGGCUCAUCAAUUAUUGGAGAAGUGGACUGUUCCUAGUUCCCUAAACCUACACAGAAACGUCCGAGUCGAUGUUCACGUCUCCGUUCUGGAGUCUCUCUCUCAGCUUCAGAGUGGGGAUUUUCUAAGCCUCCAUGUUGCAUUCCUCCAUAUUUAAAUGGCAGCAGGACUGGCUUGGUCUCUGAUGUGAGACAGUCGUUCCACAUCUUCUCUCAUCUCCUGUCGUCUGUAAUCAAACGCACUGUUUGCUCACUCGAUGCCGUCGACUGCUUCACCGAGAUCACAGGAGGUUUUUUGUGGGAAACUUUCUGUUCUCGGGGUUUCACUUCUUCAGUUUGCAAUAACUCUGUAACCUCUCAAAAAGGGCAAGUCAACCCCAGAUCACAAGUUCUGCCGUUCUGCUGUUUGUAGAUGUUCAUGAAUUACAGAAACUAUGGGAUAAAUUCUAUUAAAAUGUGAAGUGAAUCUCUGA